Lingula anatina is the source of this 609-nucleotide messenger RNA. RefSeq names its product mitochondrial import inner membrane translocase subunit Tim10 B. The record is from RefSeq and is a predicted model, not a curated record. Lineage: Eukaryota; Metazoa; Brachiopoda; Lingulata; Lingulida; Lingulidae.
UCCAGAGACUUCUUUUCAAUUUACAACCAAAUGACAGAUAAUUGCUUCAGUCGUUGUGUGUCUAACUUUAACUACAAUCAGUUGACUAAAGAUGAGGCAAGCUGUAUCCACAGCUGUUGUGAUAAACUUGUAAAAAUGAACCACAGAGGCAUGGCUAUUUUCAUGGAUGUGCAGACUAAAAAACAGCAAGCCAUGAUGGAGCAAGUGGCCCAAAUGGAACAGCAGCAACAGAAUCAAAAUCAGACAGUGCUGCCAUCUAUUGGUUCAGAAACUAAACAAAGCACAUGAAGUUAAAGUUUCAUUAUCAUACACUCAGAGAUGAACAUGCAUGUAGGAUUGUGGGUUUUUUUCAAAACCAAGAACAACAAAUAAUAUGAAAUAAAUAAAAAUUAUUGUAUAGUUUUAAAUGUGUUGGUGAUGAGUUAUGUAGACAAUAUUUUAGUGGAAUGCGGAAUAGUUUUAAGUCAUAGAGAUUGAGGACAGUGUGAAUGAGUUUUAUAAUUCUUUAGAAAAAGAAAAGCCUGGAGACGAGCUUUUUUCCCAUCGGGAGAGACUAUACUUCUCAAUAACGAGCCGGUGCAACUGCCAUGAUAAAAAUGUAAAUAACAG